UCUAUCGAGGACCCCAAGAAGGAGCCAUGGCUGCUCCCAUCCCACAUGAAUGGUGGUAUUACUAACUGUUCCUUUGUGUGUCGUAAGCUCUCUCCCCCCCUCUUUUCUUUUCCUCCUCCACCUUUCUCGUGCGUGCUGUGGCUGGUGCCUUUUUCUUGUGAACUAAAGGCCAUGCUUGCUUGAUGAAUCCCAAUCCAACGACCACCUUCAUGUCUUGUUCGCCGUCGGAGCCGCAGCAAUACUUGGAGUUGGAGUCCGUCCGAGAGGUGCCGGACUCCCACGCUUGGCCCGCCCUCGACGAUCACCCGACGGUGUACGAGCCGGUCCCGGUCGUCGACCUCGCGGGUCCGGACGCCUCCGUCGCCCACCUGGCCCGGGUCUGCGAGUCGUGGGGAGCAUUCCAGGUCACCGGCCAUGGCAUCCGCUCGGACCUGCUGGAGCGGCUCGAGUCCGAGACGCGCCGCCUCUUCGCGCUCCCCAUGGACCAGAAGCUUAAGGCGGCCCGCCCGUCCAACGGCAUCUCCGGCUACGGUCUCGCUCGCAUCUCCUGCUUCUUCUCCAAGCUCAUGUGGUCCGAGGGCUUCACCAUCUCCGGCUCCCCUCUGGAUCACGCCCUCAAGCUCUGGCCGGAUGCCGAUCCCUCCCGCUUCUGUGAUGUGAUGCAAGACUAUAGCGACGAGAUGAAGCAGGUCGCGGGACGGGUGGUGCGGCUGAUGCUCCUCUCGAUGGGCCUCACGCCGGAGGAGAUGAAGCGGGCCGAGGAGGGGACGAGGGUGGACCAGUUGUCCGCCGUGUUGCAGUUGAACUCGUACCCGCCGUGUCCGGACCCGAACCGAGCGAUGGGGCUCGCAGCGCACACCGACUCCAGCCUCGUCACCCUGCUCUUCCAGAGCGGCACCAGCGGCCUCCAGCUCCUCCGGCGCCAGGACCAGCACGGCCCGGCGCGCUGGGUGACGGUGCCGCCGCGGCCGGGUGCGCUCAUCGUGCUCGCGGGAGACUUGCUCCAGAUACUAACCAACGGGCGAUACAAGAGCGUCGCCCACCGAGCCGUCGUGAACCGGAACCACCACCGCGUGUCCGUGGCCUACAUCUGUGGGCCGCCACCGCACCACAAGCUGUCGCCCGUCGGGAAGCCGGCAAGUCCUGCGCCAUGCCUGGCCUACAGGGCUGUGUCGUGGGCGGAUUACUUGGCCCUCAAGGCCGAGCUCUUCGACAAGGCGCUGGCGUCCAUCAUGGUGGCGGAGGACUCGAGGGGAGACGAAGGGAUUUGUUGUUAACCACAAUUAACAGAUCGAUGAGGAAUUGUAUGUUGCGACGAUGGAACAUUGGCGCUCAGUAAUUCUGCACGAUUAGUACGCAUACCGUCGCGUUCGAUCUCUUAUGACCUCGGCGAUCGCUGCGGUGGGAGUCCUGGAAUCACGCAUCAUGCUCUAUCAAGCGUACGGUCCAAUCGGUCAUUCAAUCAUGCGUCGCAAACUUUCGGACCGAUGGGAUGGUUGCGGGUGUGGGAGACGGUGGUUCUUGUUUCCUUGUU
Molecule: messenger RNA, 1534 nt
Organism: Musa acuminata AAA Group (dessert banana)
Lineage: Eukaryota; Viridiplantae; Streptophyta; Magnoliopsida; Zingiberales; Musaceae
Product: gibberellin 3-beta-dioxygenase 1-like
Exons: 2
Coding region: 183-1277 (364 amino acids)
Biological process (GO): response to light stimulus; gibberellin biosynthetic process
Molecular function (GO): gibberellin 3-beta-dioxygenase activity
Source: RefSeq, a predicted model, not a curated record